Phragmites australis (common reed) is the source of this 3126-nucleotide messenger RNA. RefSeq lists its product as uncharacterized. The record is from RefSeq and is a predicted model, not a curated record. Bases 515 to 2686 code for a protein of 723 amino acids. Lineage: Eukaryota; Viridiplantae; Streptophyta; Magnoliopsida; Poales; Poaceae. The transcript has 3 exons.
UUUGACUGAAAGUUUGUGCAAAAAGAAAAAGAAAAAGGCCUGUAUUUUAAGACCUCAAAUAAAUUCGGGAAAAAAAAUACAAUUUCGAGGCGCUCGUGGCUUCGAAUCCGCUUCAAUUCGCGCGCCUCCUCGAACCGAUCGGCACAGGUUUUGAGGAUCAUGUUUGUGCUUAAUUGGUGUGCCGAGGUGCGGAUCACGCAGAUCAAUAGGUUUCUUGGCUUGAUUCGAGCUGGAUUGGAGGGUGCCUUGUGCUGAUUUGGGAUUCUAGCUAUUCUGCUGCUCCUGUCGUGGUGUGAGCUGGUUAUGAGCGUUAGAUUUGAUAUUUUGUGGUUUUGUGAUGGAAAGUUUGGAUCUUUGGUGAAGGAAAGUUUGGGAUUCUAGCUUGUGGUGCGGAAAAUCGUAUGACUUCUGGAUUUAGAUGAUGCAAGCAGUGUAUUAAGUUCUUGCAUGGUGGUUGGUCUUGGGCUCUUUGGCUCCUGCUCAAGACUAACUGACUGCUGAUCUGAAGGUGAAGAUGAGUGCAGAUCCGAGCACCUGUGACGCCAUGGACGAAGCCCUCAAAGCAAAGGAUGCAGCAGAGCGCAAGUUCCAUGUGGGUAACAUCAAGGGUGCCCGGAGGUCAGCCAUCAAGGCGCAUAACUUAUGCCCAUCACUUGAUGGCAUAUCUCAGAUGGUCUCAACCCUUGAGGUUCACCUUGCUUCUGAGUCAACGAUUGGUGGGGAGAGCGACUGGUACCACAUAAUGUCUCUCAAUGCCUAUGCGGAUGAAGAGGAGGUGAAGAAACAGUACAGAAAGCUAGCUCUCCAGUUGCACCCAGACAAGAACAAGUCGGUUGGUGCAGAGGCUGCCUUCAAACUUAUCUCGGAGGCGUGGAGUGUGUUGUCUGACAAGAGCAGGAAGAUGCUCUAUGAUCAGAAGAGGAGAGAUCAUCCCGUCGUGAAUGGGGCCAACGGUUUGUAUACUUAUGAUAAGAAGGCAAAUAAGCGAGCUCGAAAAAGUGCCGCCGCCACCUCUGCAGUAGCUGAGGCUACUACUCGUCCUGCGGGGGUAGACACAUUCUGGACAUCAUGCAACCGCUGUCGGAUGCAGUAUGAGUACUUGAGAAUUUAUCUGAACCACAACCUUCUUUGCCCAAACUGUCACCAUGCAUUCAUGGCUGUAGAAACUGGAUAUCCCUGCAAUGGAACCACUUCUUCGUUUUCCUGGACUACCAAGCCACAGCAGCAGAAGAACCACAAUACUGUUGAUCAUUCUUAUAGUUCAGCAAGCAGAACCUCAAGCAUUCCAGGCACAGGACAUGGAGUUUACCAACAAGAGAAUACUUAUGAGUCCUACAAUAACCAAAGUUUCCAGUUCAGUCAGUACCCCAAGACAACAGGCGCUGCUGCUGCAAAUGCUUGCAGUACACAGGCCUUGGAGAAAUCAAAAAGAAAACAUGAGGAGAACUACAUAGACAAUUAUUUCUCAAGUGGCAAUGGGUAUCCAUCAGGGCGAGGACGACAUUCAAACAGGUGGCGGAAUAUUAAUAAUGGCUAUGCAUCUGUGGACUGUAACAGGGAGACUGUGGCUGCAACUGCAGGUACGACUGUGGUUGCCGAUACAGGAAGGGUCAAUGGUACUUCAGGGGAAAAGUUUAGAUCUGCAGUAAGUGGAAGAAAAGCUAAUGUCUUGAGGGAGAUCUUCCAACUUGACACCCGAGGUCUUCUUCUUGAUAAAGCCAAGGUGGCAGUUCGUGAAAAAUUACAAGACUUGAAUAUUUCAACAUCUACCCAGUUUAGAGAGAAAGGGAAAGCAGAAAGAAAAGAGAAGCAUUUUGAAAACAAUUUAAUGGUUAAUGGCGUCCUUUCUGACAAUCCAAUCAAUAAAUGCAAGAAAUACAACUCAAAAGUUGUUGAUGUCGAAAUUCCUCCAACUGAUGAAAAGAAUCCAGAACAGAAGCGUGUACCUCUGUCCAUUGAUGUCCCAGACCCAGAUUUCCAUGAUUUUGAUAAAAAUCGCACAGAAAGAGCAUUUGGCAAAGAUCAGGUGUGGGCUACAUACGAUAGUGAAGAUGGCAUGCCUCGUCUAUAUGCAAUGGUGCAGAAAGUUAUUUCAAUAAAACCUUUCCGGAUCCGAAUGAGCUUCCUCAAUUCUAAGUCCAACAGUGAACUGGCACCAAUAAGCUGGAUCGCCUCAGGUUUCACAAAGACAUGCGGUGAUUUUAGGGUUGGAAGAUACCAGAUUACUGAAACAGUCAACAUCUUUUCCCACAGAGUUAGCUGGAGUAAAGGUCCUCGGGGAAUCAUCAGGAUUAUUCCCAAGAAAGGUGAUACAUGGGCUUUGUACCGGAACUGGUCUUCUGAUUGGAAUGAGCUUACACCUGAUGAUGUGAUAUACAAAUAUGAGAUAGUAGAAGUCAUUGACGAUUUCACCGAAGAGCAAGGUGUGAAUGUCAUCCCAUUGCUGAAGGUAGCUGGUUUCAAAGCGGUCUUCCACAGGCACACAGGCCCUGAUGUAGUCAGAAGAAUACCAAAGGAAGAGCUCUUCCGCUUCUCGCACCGGGUUCCUUCUCGCCUGCUCACUGGGGAAGAAAGAAAUAAUGCUCCAAAAGGCUGCCAUGAAUUGGACCCUGCGGCAACUCCAGUUGACCUUCUUAAGGUUAUUACGGAUGUUAAGGAAGAUGUCGUGCAGGGAAUUUCCAAGUAGAACUCAGCUUUUCUGGCCUCGAAGCUUGCAAUUGCUACCUAGCAUGGCUUAAAUGUCAUAUGCACUUCACUGAGCAUGACCGGUCGGCAUCAUUUGGCUCACUAACCUUAUUCUGCCAUCUAACUUCUGGCUGAUGUCGAUGACAAAUAGUUAACGUUGAAGACUUUUAACUAUUACUACUUAUUUAGGCAUUUCUAACGUUUAAUUUUAUUGUAAUAUCGUCAUUGCAUAGAGUAAAAGAUUAUCGGGAUGCCACUAUUGUGGUGAGGCCAGUUCUCAAAUGAUGGCAGGCAUCAUGACCUUCUACGAGGUGUCCCUCAGUGUUACUCAGUAAUGAUUUGAUGUUAGUUCAUGUAAGAGCUUAGGUUGAGGCUGCUGCCAGACUUUCCUCUGUACCCGCACUGUCUUCUCAUUUGAUUAUUACGUUAUAUUUUCCGUCA